Molecule: messenger RNA, 2110 nt
Organism: Paraphaeosphaeria sporulosa
Lineage: Eukaryota; Fungi; Ascomycota; Dothideomycetes; Pleosporales; Didymosphaeriaceae
Exons: 1
Coding region: 115-2046 (643 amino acids)
Source: RefSeq, a predicted model, not a curated record
GCUUAUCGCAACGUCCAACCCCAGCUUCAACGUUGGGGUUUCCAGCUUGAGCUAAACUAUUACUGCAUCAACAUGUCUCUCUGAAGUUGAACGGAUUCCCUCGUCCCUGUUGAUAUGGCCUUCCGCGCCGCUCUUGCGAGCGUUCUCGCGUUCAGCCCAGCCAUCCAAGCCUCCUCUCUGCAGUUCAUUGAUGAUCUGAACUUCACGUCUCCCUCGCCUCACAUCGCACACUCUCUUUCAGCCCUGCUAUCUGUACAUCCACAGACCCUCUUUCCCAACGGUCAUACUAUCGCAUCUGCGACCAUCCCACGCCACACGCUACUUUACCAUGGACGCCACGACGACCAUGCAGUGCCGAGCCCAGAAUGGCUCGCUUUUGACGUAUACAUGGCAUAUGCGAUCAUGGGCAACACGCCGGACAGUAGGAUGCUUACCUUCAGGCUCGAGAAAGACAUCAAAGCGGUCUAUUUCGACGGCGCAAGUGCAAAUCUGAUGGGUGAUGGAACGUGGAGUCAGAUGGUGUUCAUCAAGAACGGUACAGAAGGUAUGAAGAGACCGGGGUGGGUAGGGCCGCCUCGUGGAGGAAGACCACCUCGAAAAGGGAAAGAUGGGGACAGUCCACCACGGAGACCGCCAGGAGGACAUCCGCCAGAGCACUGGAAUCCGCUUGCGGAUGAGUACUUCCGUGCCAGAGAAUUAUGCAAGUGGUUGAAGGAGAGUGGUCUUGGAGGAAAGGGAUGGGGUUACGAAGCCAUUGUCAGGAUGAAUGCGGGGUUUGAGCUUAUUUGGUGCGACUUUGAGAGCCCAUCGCUGGAGCUGGUGUCGAACUUGAACGUUUCGGCGCCACAGGUGGCUGAUGGCGCGAAACCUGCUCAGACAGAGUUGCAGCAACCCUACAUCCAGCGCCCGAUCCAACUCAGCGCUCGAGAUCGAUUAGAGACCGAAGAUGAAGGGCCCAAUGGUCCUGGAAUGAGCGACCCAAGAGAACCCUUUAGAAAUACAUCCACUUGGUUCUGGUUUUCCGCCGCUGCGAAGAGGUAUGCGGGUGAUGCGCGCAUCAGGCUCGAUGCGGGUGGUGUCUUUUCGUUCUAUGAGCCAGGGUUGCAAAAUCAAUCUCGUGUCAGGGUAGCAGAGGACAUUGAGCGUUUCGGUUUGAGACGCGAUGGAAGAUGGAGGUCUACACCGUUCAUGGGCGAGACAGGGCGGGAACAGAAGCUUCUGGACCUGCAACGACGGCGGAGACAGCACCGACUGACGAGCGUGGAUCGACAGGAUGCACAGUACAUGCGUCAAGCCGUGGAGCAACGAUUACGAAACAAUCUCCAUACAAACCACGAUGGAUCGGGUAUCGACUGGGUACACAUCGCGAAAGAAAUUGUCACGCGCUACAGUGACGAACUGAAGACGCUCCUCAGCUACGUCUCAAGCGAUAUCCCGAACAUGGACGAACAUGAUUCUCUCAAAGAAUGGCUCGCGACACUCCGCCAACUUACACACUGGUUCCUCCUCCCCUUCUUCGAAUACCCGAGUUCCCUCCCAUAUGAGGACUUUGACCUCGCCAUGCUCUUCGGCACCCGCUCGCCCCAAGCCCAAGCCGCCCUCGAUCGCUGCGUAACUCAAUACACCGUCAACAAAGAGCACAUUCACGAUGCCGACGUCGUCUUCUCCCACGCCAUCACAGGUACACUACACGCCCUGUGCAGCACAGCCAUCAAGAUCGGACUCCACGUCGAGUACCACUGGUUCAUGUACUUUCAGCCCGCCGAUCCCUCUGCGCCGCCCAAGCCUUUACUACCCCACAUCCUCAAGGGCCGAGCGAUGCGGUGGAAGCUGGACCUCCAAGAGCUGAUUGCGUGGCUUGGCUGGGCUGAACAGGACGUGGGGUGUGAGGAGGAGUGCGGGGUGGGCGAGUACUGCUAUGUGCCUAUGUGGCCGGUGAAUGGGUGGGAGAGACAUGGUGGGCCUUCGGGCGGAGAGAGCAGGCAUCUGUGGGAAGGCGUGUGUGUGGGGAUGGAGAGAUAUCCGCCCGAGCAAUGGGAGGAGUAGGGAUACCGAACUAUAGCUAGAGCGAUGUGUUGUAGCACUUGUUUUCAGGCUGCACGCUAGGCAC